This is a messenger RNA of Lathyrus sativus (Indian pea), 183 nucleotides long. The record is from the annotation of a GenBank genome assembly. Lineage: Eukaryota; Viridiplantae; Streptophyta; Magnoliopsida; Fabales; Fabaceae.
AUGGUGGAAAAUAUUGCUGAAGAGCUUAAAUGUGAGGGCUGCAAUGAAAAAGUUUCUAUGGAGAAACAACUUAUGUUGAAUCAGACACCUUCUAUUGCUGCAUUCCAUUUAAAGAGGUUCAAGACAGAUGGGUUUUUUGUUGAAAAGAUUAACAAGCAUAUCGACAUCUGGUGUCAUGAAUGA